AUGUGGCGUGUUUACGGGACUGAAAAAAUUAUUAUAAUUGAUACGGAACUGGAAAACGUCACGGUAUGCAAUACUCUGACGGGGGAGAUUAAAGUUUACCAUAAUUCAGACACUCAGCAAAUAUUGCAUCAGUUUUAUUCGAAAAGCCGUGGCCUAGAAGGAUAUACGAUAAAAGUGGCAAUGUUUCAUAGUCCACCAACGGCUACUGCAAUACCCAACUCAACACGAUUUGAGGGUGUUGAUCAAAUGGUGUUGGACACCAUAGGGCGGUACACGAAUUCUACAAUGAAAAUACACGAGUCAAAUCCUAGAAAACAUUUUGAAACUGUAAAGAAAAAAGGUUUCCUAGAAACCCUGAAGGAAGUAGCCAAUCGAAAGGUUGACAUUGCUGGGAACAUGAGGUUCAUUAUGCCCUAUGACGGUUAUAAUAUGUCUGUAUUCGAAUUCACGUCUCCGGUUUUUACCGACCGAAUAAGCCUCAUAGUACCAAAGGCAAAGAAAGUGCCGAUAUGGUUGAGUAUGUACCAUAUCUUUGAUUAUAGAGUUUGGAUUCCGACAUCAUGUCUAAUUGUAAUGUCGGUUAUUCUCUGGCUUUCUAUACUAAAAUUUCGACAUAACGAAGAUCUCUGCGGACAAGUUGGCUGGGUGACGAUCAACAUCUUGUUUCUGAUGACAGGACACCCCAUCUCUCGUACAAUAAUUCCUUUAUCUGAACGAUUAUUAGUCGUGUGUGGAUUAUUCUUUGCAAUAAUCAUGGUGAACUCUUUCACGAGUCAUCUCUUUCAAGCAUAUUCCCAAGUCACCUACUGGCCAGAGAUCAAAACCUUAGUGGAAUUGAACAAAUCUGGCCUAACAAUAGUCGAAGGUUCUUGGGGUGCCGUAAGAGCUCUGGGAGAGACGGAUAAUCCGAUAUUGAAGGAAUUGCUGCAAAAAAUAGACCAUACCAAGGACGAGUCAAGUGCUUAUGACUUGAAUAACGGGGUCUUGGAUCACGCGAUUCUUGCCCGCGAAAGUCGAGGUAAAUACGAAGCAACUAAUCUUUUCCUAAACAACAACGGCACCGAGCUAACGUACGCCAUUCAAUCGUCUAUGCACGAUACAUUUUCAAUGGCGUACAUCGUUCCCCGCGGUUCGAGUUUCUUGAAGAAAUUUAAUACUUACAUCAAUAGAAUUUUGGAAGCUGGAUUGGUUAAAAAAUGGUUCGAAGACAGCAUGUCGAACUUUACCUGGAAAAAGACUUUUACGGAAAUGCAAUAG
Messenger RNA from Neodiprion virginianus, 1257 nucleotides. RefSeq lists its product as uncharacterized. The record is from RefSeq and is a predicted model, not a curated record. Lineage: Eukaryota; Metazoa; Arthropoda; Insecta; Hymenoptera; Diprionidae. Bases 1 to 1257 code for a protein of 418 amino acids. The transcript is spliced from 2 exons.